GGCUACUGCUCUGCUAGCAAGGAGACGCGAGGAGUCACAGCGGCGAUAAGACGCAGCAGCAACGAUGGAUCGAGUGAGGUCUGCGUUUAACAGGAUGGUUAAAAGUGAGCGCUACAGCAGGUUCACUCUGCAGCCAGCCGUAGACGGAGAGAGACACAUUGAGGUCAAACUGUCGGAGGACGCCACCGAGGCCGGGGACUCGGCGGGCGGAUCCCCGAGCUUCAGACCGGCACCUCGACGCCAACCUCGAAGUACCAUUUGCUACCUGGCCCUCGGGACCCUCCUGAUAUUCGUCACCGGCUACGUACUCGGUUACAUCAGCCACCGGGAAAAGGCGGUGGAGGCGGCGAACUGCGGUCACUCCGCGGUGACGCCAGACGACUACUCGCCGGAAGAGGACUCGCCGGAAGCGGACGCCCAGAUGGACUGGGACGACGUCACCCAGCUGCUCAAGCAGAAACUCACCAGCCAGGCCUUUGACAAGACUCUGAGUGAUUUUGAUUCGCCGAGACGUUUGGCAGGAAGUGCUGAAGACGUCCGCCUAGUGAACCGCAUCAGCGGUGCGUUCAAGGACGCGGACAUGGACCCCUGGAACGACGUCCACUACGUUCAGCUGCAGACGCCGGACAGCCUGCAUCCAAACCGGGUCCACUUUGGUUCGGACGUCUUCGAGCCGACGGGCUACCUGGCCUACAGCGCGACGGGGGAAGUCCAGGGCAAGCUGGUGUACGGCAACUACGGGCGCCCGGAGGACCUGGACGUCCUGCAGAGCAACGCCGUGGGACUGGGAGGCGCCGUGCUGCUGCUCCGGGCCGGAAAGAUCAGCUUCGCGGAGCAGGUGAACAACGCUGCCGCCAAGGGCGCCGCCGCCGCGCUGAUCUACCCCGACAGCCAAGAUUACGACUACGUGGCGGACACGGCGCUCUACGGACACGUCCAUCUGGGGUCAGGCGACCCCUACACCCCCGGGUUCCCCUCCUUCAACCACACGCAGUUCCCCCCCACCAAGUCGUCCGGACUCCCCAAAAUCCCGGCCCAGACCAUCACCGCCACCAUGGCGUUGGCUCUUCUACAGAAAAUCGGCGGUCCUGAAUCUGACGCGAGUUUCAAAGGCGGCAUGGUGGGCGUGGCUUAUCAGCUGGGCGGCAGCGCGAACGUCACCGUGGAGGUGAACAACGUGCUGGUCAACAAGGAGCUCCACAACGUGUUCGGGGUCAUCAAAGGCUUCACUGACCCCGACCGCUACGUGGUCCUGGGAGCUCAGAGAGACGCCUGGGGCAAAGGUUACGCCAGGGCCACCGUCGGCACCGCCGUCCUGGUGCAGCUGGCCAGGGCCGUCCGCGAGAUGGUGAAGAACGACGGGUUCAGACCCCGGAGGAGCCUGGUGUUCGCCAGCUGGAGCGCAGGAGAGUACGGGAGCGUCGGCGCCACCGAGUGGCUGGAGGGUUACAUCUCCUCUAUCGACAAACGCGUCGUCUCCUACAUCAGCCUGGACGGUGUGGUCAUGGGUCGCGGGAGCUUCAUGGCGUCGGCGAGCCCGCUGCUCUACAGCCUGCUGGAGACCACCAUGAGAGGGGUGAAGAGUCCUCUGGGCUCCGUGUACGAUAUGGUGGGAACCAGUAACUGGGACGCCCAAAUACUGAAGCCGAUGUCCUCUGACGACCCCGCCUAUCCCUUUCUGGCCUUCUCUGGAAUUCCCUCCGUUUCCUUCCACUUCAUCUCUCCCGGCACUGAGGCCUACGCGUACUACGGCACCAACCUGGACAGCGUGGACCACCUGGCUUACCAGACCAACCACCGCACCGGUGAGAUGGCGGCGCUGGCGGCCCAGUUCGCCGGCCAGAUGGCUCUGCGGCUCGUCCACGACCACCUGCUCCGCCUGGACGUCGGCCGCUACAGCAACGUCCUCACCAAGGCCGUGAUGCGCGCCUACAGGCGCGUCCAGCAGCUCACCAAGUCGGGGCAGCUGAAGGGCGUGGACGGCAACUGGCUGAACCGCGCACGCGGCUCCUUCCAGCGCGCCGCCAGGGGACUCAACACCGACAUCCAGAACACCGACCUGACCGACGUGGAAGCCGCUCGCAUCCUCAACGACCGGCUCAUGACCGUGGAGCACAGCCUCCUCUCUCCGUACGUGUCCCCCCUCGAGACGCCCUUCCGUCACCUCCUGCUGGGUCGCGGCGCCCACACUCUGGCGUCCGUCGCCGAGACCGACGACAUGGAGGAGCUCCACGUGCAGCUGGGGCUCGCCACCUGGACCCUGCAGGGCUGUGCCAACGCCAUGGUGGGGAACAUCUGGGACCUCGACCAGCAGAUCUGAAGACCCAGCAGGGGGAGUGUGUGUGUGUGUGUGUGUGUGUGUGUCUGUGUGUUGUUGAAACACAAUUCGAGGUAAGCGCAGGGAGGGGGCACCAAUAUCAGCACUUGAGCACAAGCUGUCUAUCAGAGGUUUAAGCCCCGCCCCUUUAAAAAAACAAGCUAUAUCCCACAAAGAUCCAGGGGGAGAUAUCAAAGUAUAAACUACACUCCUAACUAUGAAACGACUUUAAGCACUUGAUUCUACACGUACGCUACUGACGGCAACAUGGCCGCGACCUCUCGCCAUGGAAACACUGGGAAAUCUUUAUUUAUACUUUUAUUUAUCAGUGGCAGCGCCCACUAUAAAGUUAUCGUUUGUCUUUUUUAUACGAUGUUAUCGGGAGCAGUGCCUCCCAUAAUUAUGACGGUUAUACCGUCCAAUCCUCCGGCAGCAUCUGCUACAGACAAGACUCCGACGGUCAAAUGGAGCCCCCGGUAGAAGGUAGAUAUUUCUGGCCUUUAUUUUGGUAAAAAAAAAAAAAUCGUAUGAUUAUAUUGUUUUUUGUGGGUGAAAUUAUCUCAAUAAAUUUUGUAAACGUUUUUUUUAGGAUUUACAACAAGCCAAUAAAUUUGGACUGCACUUGGUGGCAUAAUAAACAUUGAAUUUUGGGAGAAAAAAAAGAAAAAUAAUCCACAAAACAUUAUAAUGUUUUUUUUUUUUUAGCACAAUAAUUGAGCUGAUUUGGUUUCAAGAAAGCCAUUAAAGUUUCAAAGUGGACUUUGGGGAAGUUUAUGUAUGAUAAAGUUAUCGGGAGCAGCGUCUUCCAUAAUGACAAGCAGUGAUGGUAGAUUUUGCCUACCAGUGUGUGUGUGUGUGUGUGUUUGAGAGAGAGUGUGUGAGAUUGUGUGUGUGUGUAUUUAUCGGGAGCAGUGUCUCUCAUAUUUCACUUGGAAGAGUGGAGCAACUUAUCGGGGGCAGUGUUUCCCAGAGUUUUAUACUUGACAUUUUCAUUUUGUCUUAUUUUUCGGAUUAUGUGUGUUUCUUUCUUCUCCUUUUUCUAUUUUCCUCAUGUUUCUGUAUCGCGCUACAAACUCAUACGGGGCAAUAUUACAUAAUCCGUUGUUACGUUAUCCGUUGCCGCCUCGCUGCUCGUCGCUCUGUCCCUGUGAUGAGGCGUAGCUUCACACUGAAACAUUUGAACCAUGUUAUUUACCUUUCUACGGAUUUGGGGUUAAACCAAUGUGUGUUUUUGUUGUUUUUUCAAGGUAUGACACAUGGUCUCAAAGCUUCUGAUAUUUAUUUGACCGUUUUGUUCCUAUAAGUUUAAGUCGGUGGUUUUCCCGGAGAUAUUAAACUUAAAAAAGAAGAAAAAAAACACCUGUAAUUGCUCCUUAAAGGUAUUCAACCUGAACACAUUAUGAAAAAUACAUAACAUUUACAUCAUUAUUUUAACACUCAAGACCAAACUACACGUCACAUUUUCGAUGUUUUGAAUACAUUUCUCCUGGUGUCACCUCUGUUGUGCUUGGUACUGUUUUUCUCGCUUCUAUUUUCUGACAGGAAGUUACAAGAAUAAAGUUACUUAAUCCUGAAACGGGUGGGGGGAACUAGGCGGUUAGGAAAUGCAUCUUCCUGAUGAUUGUAACUUUAAAAGAAUAACACUGUUUCAGAAACCUGCUCUCGAAGUCAUGUUUCUGUGUUCAGUGGAAAACGUGUAAUAAAACCUUUUCGGCUCAGCA
Messenger RNA from Pseudoliparis swirei, 4038 nucleotides. RefSeq names its product transferrin receptor 1b (gene tfr1b). The coding region runs from base 65 to 2320 and encodes 751 amino acids. Gene Ontology annotation, biological process: iron ion transport; intracellular iron ion homeostasis. Gene Ontology annotation, cellular component: external side of plasma membrane. Lineage: Eukaryota; Metazoa; Chordata; Actinopteri; Perciformes; Liparidae. The record is from RefSeq and is a predicted model, not a curated record. The transcript has 19 exons.